Ostrea edulis (European flat oyster) is the source of this 2018-nucleotide messenger RNA. RefSeq lists its product as uncharacterized. Gene Ontology annotation, molecular function: protein binding. The transcript has 3 exons. Lineage: Eukaryota; Metazoa; Mollusca; Bivalvia; Ostreida; Ostreidae. Bases 26 to 1306 code for a protein of 426 amino acids. The record is from RefSeq and is a predicted model, not a curated record.
UCAGCUUUGGUGUAUAAAAGCUUGGAUGCGUAUCUCUGAUGUCAAAAUCAGAACGAUGUUGCUUUGGAUUGUUUUCACUUGCCUUAGUUUUCUGUGUAUCACAGAGUCGAACAUAUUGUCUCCCCUGACUGAUGGUGAAAUACAGAAUGUCACAAGUCUGGCGGGCGUGGACUUGGAUAACAGAAACAUCGACGUCUUCAGACAAUUACUAAACCAGGAGACACUGAUCAGAAUUGCGCUGGUUAAAAAUGUCCACUCGCUUAUGAAAGACAUGGUGGAUCUAAAACAAAAUAUGGGGACCACCACCAGACAACUCCGGAAUGCGGAGAAAGAGAUAGCACAUCUAAAACAAGACGUUAUCUCACUAAAGACCGAGAACCAGAAUCUGAAGGGAAAAGUUUUAAAAUUUCAACAAGGAUUGGAGGUCAUUGACCGCAAUUUCACCCAGGCCGCCAAAAGCCGUAUUGAAUAUGAGAAGGAACUAGAUACGAAAAUGUUAGUAUAUGAGAAGAACACUUCCAAGAUACUGGACGACAUCAAAGUAGAAGUUCGGUAUUUAUCUUUAACGUUGUUAGACCUCAAGGAACACAAUUCGGCUGUGGAAAAAUCUAUCCCGAAACUCGUAGAAAAUAAGUUCACACUUUUGUCCGAAAGAAUGAAUGAUUCGCUCGUGUGGAUGAAGGGCAGUCUUCUCUCUUCCAACAAAAAUCAUAAACAAUUGUCGAAAAACUUAUCUGACGUGGAAAAUUAUCAGUCCAGUAUAAUGAAUAUAUUGUCAGAUGACAUUAACAAAACCAUGUAUGGUAUCAAAGCGGAAGUUGAACAAUCCAAGAAUGAUCAGUUAAAACUGUCGUCUGCUGUGUCGUCAUUGGAGGUUUUUAGACUGAAUAUGUCUUUAAAUAGCUGUGGCGGGAAAGCAGCUCCUGUAGGAUUUACUGUGGGCGUGACGAGCUCCUCAUCUUCCUGGACUGGUAGUACCUUGGUGUUUCCUCACGUUGUUUAUAAUGGUGGAAAUGGAUAUAAUCCCAGCACCGGGAUAUUUACCUCACCCACGGACGGGACAUACGUGUUCUUUGUCAAAGUUAAUGUGUAUGGUAGUAAUUAUCUAUACUUAGAUAUUGUUCUUAAUGGGAACUCAAAAGUUAGAUCAAUGUCACAUAAUUCUGCACAGUACAUGACGGGAACAAACCUGGCCGUGCUUAGGUUAAACAAAGGGGACAGAGUUUGGGUCAAACGAUACAGCGGAACAGGAUACUAUUCCGACUCUGUGCCCAUAACAACAUUUUCUGGUUUCCUUCUCUGGUGACAAUAGACACAAAUAUACAGUAAUCAACAUACAUUCAUAAUCAUUAUCAACGUGGAAACAAAACAGUCAUAUUGCAGAGUCUAACAUUUUGUCAUCAUAUUUAGUGUUUCCUUGACAGUUUACAAAGUCAACCCACAAUGGUAAAUUCAUUUAUCAGCACUCUAUGUAUAUACUAGUCUAAUAUGAAAUAAGUGUUUUAAACAAAUAUCCACGAAAGAGACACCCGAUGAUUGAACUUCUUAAAAUGUAUAACCAUGACAGAACGCCAAGAAUACGAACAAGAAAUGUGGACAAUGCCAACUCGGCUGGGCAGCAGUACAUCUGUGGAAUGACUUUUCAGAUGAGACCAAACUAAAAGAAUUAAAACCUCCUGAUAAAACUAAAACUCAUUUUUAUGGAUGGGCUAUUUGGAUUGUUACAUGUACAACGCACCGCUGUUUUAUUGUCAUCCAUUGGGCUCUUCUCUGACUAUGUUUAUAUUCACUGUGUGCUCUGCUUCAUUUCUGUUGAAACAAGUUGCUUGUUAUUUGUAAAUAUGAAGAAACAUUUUAUUUCAAUCUACUCGGAUUCUGUUUUAGUGCCGUCUUUCCGAGAGUGAAAUUUACACAUUCCACGAACUCGGCGAUCUAUUUCGCGGCAUUGAUGCAAUCGUAGAAAAAUAUGUUUUCUGUUUAUUUGAAUUCGGAAUAAUAAACAACGCUGACCUAUAUCA